CGCAAGGAUAUUAGCCAUCCAUACCACUCCUUCGCUCGUGCUGGCACGUCAUUCAUUCCAAUAUCUUCAUACAUGGCCGCAAAGAAACGCGUAUUGGACGAUGGCGCGUCCUCUCAAAAGUCAAAAAAGCCCAAGGUUGGGCAGGAAUCUGUCAAUACCGACGAGCCAGCACAAGCUACCUCAAGUCUGACCAUGGACGAAAUCGACUUCCCUAGAGGUGGAGGAACCACGUUGACACCUUUGGAAGUCAAGUCAAUACGUGCAGAGGGCGCCAGGGAAGCAGAUGCUGAGCUAUUCGCGGCUCCAAAAUCUAAAAGGCCAAGGAAAAAGAAUGACAAGGAAAAGAAAUUAGACCCUGCACAGAAACGUGAUGUUGCUCGUGUCGAGCAUCUAAACUACAAGCGCUUGACUCCUGGUAUGAAAAUACUGGGGCGAAUACACUCUGUGAGGCCUCUGGCCUUGAUUGUAUCCCUACCCAAUCAGCUCAUGGCACAUGUUCCUAUCACCCAAGUCACUUCCCAGUUUACCCGGCAUCUUGAAUCAAUGGACGAAAACGAAGAUGAGGAUGAAGAAGAGGAGGAGGGUGCCGAGGCAAAGAACGAAACCCCUGAACUGCAUGAUUUGUUUUACCCCGGACAAUUUGUCCGCGCUGUCGUGACAAACGUAUAUGCACCUGGUGUAUCCGAGGUCUCAGGCCUUGGUCGUGUGCGGGACGACAUAGCCAAAGCCAGCAAAAGGGUAGAACUUAGUCUUGUUCCUGAAGAUGUAAACGCGGGCGUCCAAAAAUCUGAUCUUCAGCUAGGAUUUACUUUGACAGCAGCCGUCAAGAGCGUUGAGGAUCACGGAUAUCUCCUGGAUCUUGGUGUGCCCGACGUAUCGGGCUUCAUGUCUUUCCAAGAUGCACAAAAGGGUCGAUUUGGUGACAAGAAGCUACCGAUAGGUGGUUUAUUGGAUGUAGCCGUCCUAAAAAAGUCAGGCAACGGGCGUACCUGCACGGUAUCAUUGGACGCUCAAUUGUUCGCCACUUCAUCACUUUCGGAAGUCACCAACGUCUCAUCCAUUUUGCCUGGAACUUUGGUGCAGUCACUCAUUACCGCGAUUUCGCCCGAGGGUAUCAACGUCCAGGUGUUGGGCUUCUUCGAUGGAACGGUCGACGACGCUCACCUUCCAUCAGGGACUAAGUUCAAAGUUGGACAGAAGGUCAAGUGCCGAGUUCUAUAUGCUAUUCCUGCAUCUUCUCCGCCGAAACUGGUGUUAGCUCUAUCGGAUCACAUUAUCUCGCUGGUUUCGCAGGACGCGGAAAACGAGCAACUCCAAAGUUCAUAUCCCAUUGGAACAAUCCUGGAUGAUGUCAAAGUCGCCAAAGUGGAGGGUGAGCGGGGCCUAACAGUCGCAGUUCAACCGGGAUUGGCGGGCUUUAUUCAUAUUUCGCAAACCGCCGACGACCGUGUCCCGUCUCUAUCAGCUUCCUCCGGGCCGUGGCGAUGUGGCACUCUGCAUCGUGCAAGAGUGAUCGGGCACCAUAUUUUUGACAGGGUUCUGCAACUUUCCUCGAAACCCUCAGUGCUUGAGCAAAAAUUUGUUCAGGCAGGCGACAUCGCCGUCGGAGAGGUUAUGAAAGGCUCCGUGAAGAAGCUAACCGAAACCGCUCUCUUCAUUUCGAUAUCAGGGAACGCUGACGGUGUCAUAUGGCCAAACCACUAUGCCGAUAUCGCGCUCAAGCAUCCCUCAAAGAGGUUUAAACCUGGAGGUUCGGUCAAAUGCCGUGUAUUGACGGUAGACCCUGAAAGAAAGCGAGUUGUCUUGACUGCCAAAAAGACACUUGUGGACUCCGAGUUACCGAUUAUCAGUUCCUUUGAGGACGCUAAAGUUGGUAUGGUGGUACACGCUGUCGUUUUCAAAGUGUUCGAGAAAGGACUGCAGUUGGAGUUUUUCAAUAAUGUGAAAGCGUUUGUGCCUGUCAGAGAAGCAAGUGAAGGCACCGGCACACUCACAGACGCGUUUCCCGUUGGCAAGGUGGUAAAAGUUCGUAUUAUUAACAUCGACACGGACACAUCACGGAUCGUGGCCAGUGUUCGUCAAGCGGCGUCCAGCUUCAAAGCGACAGCAGGGGAUGUCAGCCAAGUCGAAGUCGGCAAUGAGGUCUCUGGAACUAUCGCUGAGCUUCACAAGCUCAACGCCGUCGUGUCAUUGAAGCCAAUAGACGUACGCGCAUUGGUCUCGCUUAAGAACUUGGCGAGCUCCCGGAAUACGACCGUGGCACAGCUCAAAGGGACUGUUGCCAUUGGGGACGAGGUCCAUGAGCUGGUCAUAGUCUCUCGCAAUUCGGAGAAGGGCUUUGUGAUCGCCGCUUGCAAGCCAAAGUCCAAGACAGCAUCCCACAAGAUUGGUCCUCUAUCCAUGGAAACUGUUGCACCGGGACAAGUCGUCGGUGGUCGGGUGCUUCGCCAAGGUCUCCGUGGAGCUAUUGUCAAGCUUACCCCUAAGAUUUCUGGGUUCCUCCACCCCACAGAUUCCUGUGAUAACUACGAGACUGGUACCCCGUUCCCUCCUAAGGACUCUGUUCUGAAAGCCACUGUUAUCGAGGUAGACAAGGAGAACAACCAACUGGAUCUUUCCAUGCGCCCUUCCAGAUUAUCGGGAGAUGUCUCGUCGGUGGUUGACCGUGAAAUCAAUAGCUUUGAAGAUAUCAAGCGCGGAGAUACGCUCAGAGGGUUUGUUAAGAGUGUCGCAGAUCACGGCCUGUUCGUUAUGCUCGGGCGUCAUGUCGAUGCUCGUGUCCAGAUCAAGGAACUCUUUGAUGAGUAUGUCAAGGACUGGAAACCUCGGUUUAAGGCAAACCAGCUCGUCAAGGGACGCAUAUUGAGUGUGGACCCGGAGAACAAGAAAGUCGAGAUGACGUUCCGGUCUGGCGAUCUAAACCGGAAUGCUACCAAUGGCCUUACACUGAACGACUUACACGAGGGUCAGAAAGUCAAGGGUCGGAUAAAACGGAUUGAAGCCUACGGUCUCUUCAUCGAAGUUGAAGGCUCGAAGAUAAGUGGUCUUUGCCACAAGUCCGAGCUCUCAGACAACAAAGACGCAGACGUUGACGUUGCUCUUCGAACGUUCCGGGAAGGCGAUACCGUACAAGCUAUGAUCAAGUCCAUCGAUGUCUCCAAACGGAAGAUCUCGUUCGGCCUGAAACCAUCAUAUUUCUCCGCAGAGGACGUCGAUGAUGAAUCCGGCGCAUCCGAUGGGGCAGCUGAUUCGCCUGCGCUGGGUGUCGUUGAACAGGAUGAUGAUGAACAGAUGGUAGACCCGGAGGAUGCAGGUCCAGAAGAUUCCGACGGUAAUGAAGAGGAUGGCGCUGGCGAAGAGGAGGACAGCGAGAGUGAAGGUGACCAGAUGGAUAUUGAUCUCGCCCCUCCCUCAAUAUCGCAGAACGUUGGCCGUAAUGCUCAGCCAGUGCCCUCUGCAUCCCUCAAACUCGAUGGAUUCAACUGGUUCAACGGUGCAAACGCCAACGGGGUAGACGACGAGUCGUCCAACUCGGAAGACAGCGACUCGGAUGGUGGCGAGGAAAGAAAGAAGAAGCGGAAGAAGAAACAGGUCAUCCAACAGGAUCUGACCGCGGAGAUGCAUACCAAAGCCCCGGAGUCAAAUGCUGACUUUGAGAGAUUGCUGCUCGGGUCACCGAACUCUUCCUACCUCUGGAUACAGUACAUGUCCUUCCAGCUCAAGCUCUCUGAGGUCGAAAAGGCACGCGAAAUUGCGCGUCGCGCCAUCGAAACCAUCGGCUUCCGCGAAGAGCAGGAGAAGCUCAACGUCUGCAUUGCCUUACUUAACCUCGAGAACACGUACGGCACCGAUGAAAGCCUGGAGAAUGCAUUCAAGGAUGCUGCAAGACGAAAUGACUCCAAGACCGUUCAUCUGCAGCUGGCCUCGAUCUUCGACCAGAGUGAGAAGCACGAGAAAGCCGAAGAGCAGUACAAACGGACAUGCAAGAAGUUUGGCCAGAGCUCCAAGGUCUGGUCCUUGUUCUGCGAGUACUAUCUCAAACGCGGCGAGGUCGAACAGGCACGGAAGCUGCUUCCUCGUAGUCUGCAAAGCCUCGAGAAGCGGAAACACCUCAAGACGAUCUCAAAGUUUGCUCAGCUAGAGUACAAGCUUGGUGAUCCUGAGCGUGGGAAGACGAUCUAUGAGGGUAUCGUAGAUUCGCAUCCGAAGCGCUGGGAUCUCUGGUCGGUGUACAUGGACAUGGAAGCCGGCCAACAGAACAUCCAGUCCCUGCGGAAUAUUUUCGAGCGUGUUCUAACGCACAAAAUGACGAGCCGUAAAGCCAAGUACUUCUUCAAAAAGUGGCUAGACUACGAGCGUCGGUUCGGGGAUGAGGAGGGCGCAGACAAUGUCAAAAGCAAAGCCGUCGAGUGGACUCAGGCAGCAUUAGGCAACUCUGCUGAGUAAGAGCAGAUGAUAUGGAGAAUAUAUACGGUACUUUGCUAAUGACAUGGGGAUCAACAACACUGAAACGAAGAAGUAUAAGAAGAAAAAAGACAUAAGAAAACGAGCUGAUAGAGUACUGAUAAGAAGAAGAGAGAAACGGGGGGACAGCAAGCCCAUAGACAUAACGAGUGUGAGGCAGUUGGCAGUAGAGCAAGAAUGAUGAAGUCAAGAAGGGUAUAAAGUGAUAUAAAAACGGGUUUUCAAUAGACAAGCGAACGACGAAUGUACACCAACCGUAAAAGACGCAAAACAAGAGAUCUAAUUUAAUCAACUAAAUCACGACCGCGACCGCGCGCGCUCGUGGCCGGUUGGAUGUGACUGUGCGUCGAGGUCGCUCAGCGGACGGCGGUUGCUCAUUGAGCUCGCGAGCUGCCUCUGCCACUCGUCCAGCUCACUGGAGAGAUGCGCAAAGUUCUCGGAGCUCGACCGGCUCGGCGGCCGGUCGUAGUUGAGCUGGUCGACCUCGAGGAGCAGAUGGAUCUUGUGCGAAAGCUGCUCGUUCUCCCGCUUCAGGUUCGUGUUUUCGUCGAUGAGCUUCUCCAGGUUCGCAUCCUGCGAGCCGCCGCGGUGGAUCUGGAGCGACUGGUUGAGCUUGUUGACUUCGUGCUCGAGCUCCUCGAUGCGCACGAGCCGGUCGUCGGACUCGCCCUGCGAGAGCACGAGGUUGUCUUUGAGGUGCUCGAGAUCCUUUUCGAGGUCGUCGAUACGCCGGCGGAGGUCUUUGUUCUCGGAGCCCAGCCGUUGUGACUGCCUCUGGGCGUCGACGAGCUGGGUGCGCAGGCGCUCGUCGUCGUCCGACGGCGUAUUACGGCCGUUCACACCACGGAUGCGCGAGCCAGGCUCAGUGCUCGACUUACUGCGGAGCGCGUCGAGCUCCUGCUGCAGAUUCGUGUUCGUCGACUUCUGCUUCGUGAGCUCGUCCUUCAUCCUCCGCAUCAUCUUUUCAGUGCCCUUUACAUAAUGCACUGCUAGCUGAUAAUCUUCUUCCAUCUGCUGCAUGCGGGCCUUGUAGCCCUGCUCCGUCUCCUCCAGCUUGCGCUCGGCCUCUGCCGCACGCUCCAGAGCCUGCGACUGUGCGGGAUCGGGGCUGCGAGCAGCGCGCAGGUGCUCAAGCUGCGUAGACAUCGAGCCAAUCUGCGCGUCCGCAUCGCGAUGCCGGCGCAUGGCCUCCUCAAGCUCGCGCGUCGCGCGCUCAUGCAUACGCGUCCGCUCGUCCAGCUGGCGCUCCAGCUCCGAGACACGUGCAGACGAGACAGCCGCACCCGGCGACGCCCUGGACCCCUCGCCGUCGGCGCUGUGCCCGCUGUCGGCGAAAUAGCUGCGCAGCGCGGCGAGCCGAAUGUUCGCGUCGGCAGCCUCCCUGAGCGCGUCCUGGUGCUCCGUGUCCUUGGCGGAAAAGUCCUUGCGCAGACGGCCGUGGUCCGACGUGGCAGUGGCGAGCUGCGUCCUGAGACCAACGACCUGCGAACGCAGGAAAUGCCGCUCGCCCUCGACCUCGCGCGCCGCGCGCCGCUCCUCGUUCAGCUCGCCCUGCAGCACCUCGAUGCGGCGCGACGAGUCCGCGAUCAUCUUGCGCAGCGCCGCCGCCUCGUUCUCCAUCGCAUCGACCUUCUCCUGAUGCACGCGCGAGAACCGGUCCUCGUCCGCCUUGAGAUCGCGGUGCGAGUCCAGAAGCUCGCCCAGGCGGCCCGUGGUCAGCGCGCGGAACGCGUCCGCCUCCUCACGCGACUUGGCCCACGCGUUCUCCACCUCGGCGAGCCGCACGCGCGCGCUCUCGAUCUCGGCAUUGCGCGUGACGAGCUCGCCCCGGAUGUCCGCGAGGUCCGCCUCGAGCUGACCGACCUGGUCGCGGGCCACCUCGUGCGCGUUCUCGACCUCCUUGGAGCGCUCGCUGGCCGCCUGCAGAGCCGUGCGCGCCUGGUCCAGAGCACGGAUAUGCUGAUCCCGGCUCUGAGUGAGGUCGUGGACCUGGCUCUGGAGAUGGCUGAGCUCGAUCUCGGCCUGCUCUCGCAUAGAGCUCUGCGACAACAAACGGUCCGCGUGGUCCCGAAGAGUAGCCUCCUUGGCGGCGUACUGGCCCUGCAAAUCCACGUGGUCCUGGAUCGUGCGUUCAUGCGACUCCUCGAGCAAGUCCGCGCGUCUAGACGCAUCGUUGGCACGCGCCUCGGCCUGUUCGAGCAGCGUCGUCUGCAGCGCUAGCGAAUCGUUGAGAUCGUCGAUCUUGCGCUGUUGGUCGUUGCCCUCGGUGAUCAUACUAGAAAGCUGACGCUCGAGAUCGACGAUCCGUUCUCGCUCGAUGCGGCCGACAUCCGACAUAUUCGAGGACUCGAAAGCGCUCAUCUUGGCCCGGUAGUACGCCGCCUCCUGCAUCGCACUGUCCCGCAAGCGCUCCGACUCUAAAAUGCGUUCAUGAGCGUCUUUCGUCUGCUUGGCGAGCGUCACCGCAAACUGAUUCCGAAGAUGUCUAAACCGCAUAAUCAUAUCCAUCCGCCUCUGCCGAUCCUGCUCCUCCGGCUCGCCCUCCGCACCCUCAUCCCCCAGCUCCUCCAUCUCGGGCACGUCCUCGUCCGCAGACACGAACCCCGCGCGACUCGCCUUGAGCAGCGCAGCGCGCAUCCACGCCUCCCGCUUCCGCAGACUCUCCACCUCCGCCUCCUUGGCCUUGUAGUCCCGGAUAAGAUCCGCCGUCGCGUUCCCCGACGACGCCAUCUUCCCGUGCCCGAACCCGUGCCCGGGGGCAGCAUGGCCAUUCGCGACGCCGACGCCGUUCAUCUGGUAAAACCCAUCUGGCGGCUGUUUACUCCGGUCCACAGGCGGCGAAGCGCUGCGUGCAGCAAGACUACCGCCGCUCACACUCAGCACGGCCGCCGCCAUAUUUUGCACACCACCAGAGCCGACCUCCCCGUUAGGCGAAACCCCACGGGUACCAUACGGGCUCCGUGCGCGCUCGCCGCUCUGUGGAAGACCGCUAACGACACCAGCGACAGGCUGCGAAGGCGCCUGCUGCUGCAACUGCAACUGCGGUGACACCGAACGCACCUCCGACCCAUACGGCGUCGGACUCUCGCUCGGAGGCAUCCCCUCGACCUGCUGCCUCGCCCCCUUACCCGCGCCCGUCGGCGAGCCAGACAACACCUGCUGCACAAUCCCAUUCGGCGGGCCGCGGCCCCCGCGCGCGCUCCCCGUCGGCGAAAUAGCGCGCCGCAGAUCAUCAGCGUCGGGGCCCUGCGGGCCUACGGGGGACGUCGCGCGGCUGCCCGGACUGAUGAUCGGGCCUCCGGCCUGCGCAGACGGCUUGCGCGCGGCGUGGCCCGACUUGUUCGGGUCGGGGUAUUUGAUGUAUUUGGUAUCCAACACAUGCACGAGUCCAGGAUCGUCCGUUGUCGUAGCCGUGAACGACUCGCCACCGAGGACGAACACUCUCGUGCCCAUGGACGCCAUCGCGUGCCCCGAGCGGCCCGACGGUGCAGGCCCCAUAUUUUGGAACAUGUACCAACGCUGAUUUGUGAGCUUGAACGCUGCCAGAUCGGACAAAUCCUUGCCGUCCACGCCGCGCCCUCCAAAGACAUACAUGACGUCGUCGACCAUCGACGCCGCGUGCCCUUCCCGGGGCGACGGAAUGAAGCCGAUACAGUUAAGCUCGGUCCAGGUGUUUGUAAUCGUGUCAAACGACCACGUGUCAUUGUAAUGAUACGAGCCGUCCGUGCCUCCGAACAGUAUAAUCCGGUCGCCAUAGGUGACACAAACGUGCCCCGUCCGCUGCGCCGGCAUAGGCGAGUUCGGCGCAACCUCGCUGUGCUCCCAGGCCGCCUGCGUCCGCAAAGUGUUGAGAUCGAACGACCAUAUAUCGUUGAGAAACUCGCCGUCGACCUGGCCGCCGAAGAUGUAAAACUUGGUGCCGACCAUGCACGCCGCGUGGCCGUACCGGCCCACAGGCGACGGGCCGACCGUGACGACCUUUGUCCACUCCCGGGUGACGAGAUUGAGCAAAUACAGCCCGUCGUCCUGCUUCUCCCCGGGCCCCGCCCGCCCAUCCGUCUUCGUAUCGCCUCCCCAAAUAAUCAACACGCUGCUCACCAGCGCCGCCGCAUGCCCCACGCGCGCGCUCGGAAUCUCGCCGGCCGUCUGGAUAAGCGUCGCAGACAGAUCCCGCGUCGAGAACAGGUACAGGUCGUUCCGCGCGGCGUCCCGGACGAGGCCGCCGAAAAGAUAGACGUCGCCGGUGGCCGUUGCGGUUGCCGGGAGGGCGUGGCCGUAUCGCGGGAACGGGGAGGGCGAGGACGCGUUUGGCGGGACAGUGCCCGACUUGACGACAGGCGGCGGAAGCAAGAGGCGGCGGGCGGACCAGGGAUAUUGCUGCUGGCGCUGCUGAGGUUGCUGAGGCUGGCCAGGUUGUUGUUGGACUUGCUGUUGUUGCUGUUGCUGUUGCUGCUGCUGGACCACCUGCGGGGGUGGCUGAGAUACUGCAGGCUGCAGCUGGGGCGGGGGCUGCUGUAUAGGCGGCUGCUGGAGCUGAGAGUGUGGCGGCGGACCUGUAGGAGGAGGUUGCAUGUGCCCGUUGGGACUCGCACCGCGAGGCUGCCCGCGCACGACGCUGCCAUUGGCAUGUUGGAGGUCAUUGUCUCUGCUGUCCUUGUUUUGGAGCUGGGCGAGGGCCUGGGAAGGAGUUUGUGCUACUGCGACAUUGGACUGGGAGAGCUGGUUGGCGGAGGGGUGCUUCUUCCUGGAGAAGAAGGACAUUCUUCUGGGGCGAGAGCUGUUCCCGAGAAAGGACGGUAUCGUGGUCGUCUAACGGGUGGUUUAAGCGGCGAAUUAAUAUUAUCUAGAGAACCAGUGGG
Molecule: messenger RNA, 9323 nt
Organism: Coniophora puteana RWD-64-598 SS2
Lineage: Eukaryota; Fungi; Basidiomycota; Agaricomycetes; Boletales; Coniophoraceae
Exons: 23
Coding region: 73-4446 (1457 amino acids)
Biological process (GO): rRNA processing
Cellular component (GO): small-subunit processome; nucleolus
Molecular function (GO): RNA binding; protein binding
Source: RefSeq, a predicted model, not a curated record